AUGUUUACAGAAAGGAUGCUUAUGCAAGUACAUCUAAGGAAUUCAAAAAGGUGAGUUUGGCACAUUAUGUUAUGUAGACUGGGAAAAUUGACUUGAAAAAUGUCUACUUCGACUAUUUUUGGACACUUUUUGUCAACAGGUUUGACAGAGAUGGUAGAUUAGAAAAUGUCCCAAUAAGUAUGGGAAAUCGGACUAAUAGGGUGAAUUUUAAGAGAUGUUCUGUUGUAUUCUUCCCACAUACACUGUACGUUGUUUGAUCAGACGGCAAGAAAGGAUAUGAUAGCUGUUUAUCAUUUACAAAAAGUUUGCGGAAAGUCUGGUUGGAAAGUAACUGGAACACUACUUUUCGGGUCGUUUCGGUGGAUAAUUUCCGGGAGACGGGGGGUCUGAAAAGGUGGUCCUGUUAUACCGGUGGGAAUGUUCCAAACGGAAAUUCGUGUUCCAUUUUCUUCCAAGCCAUCUUUGAUACCAGUUUCAGACUUUCGCGGCCGUUUUUUCGGGAAAUGCAACUGAUUAGUGAAAAUGGCAAACUCAAUUCCGGAUUGAAAUUUACUAGUCUUCAAUUUUGCUUACCAUUUGCCCAAACCAAGAGCCGACCGGUUUGCCCAUGUAAAUGGUAAACAACUUUUUUUUUUAAUUUAUUCUUCCCUAGAAUGGAAACUCAGCGCAAAACGUAGCAUUUCAGCCGGACACUCAAAAUGAUUACCUACCAGACAGGAUGAAAGAGCCACGUACGUAACAAAAGCUUAAAAAAAUGUACUAGAAAAACAAACAUUAGUUAUUAGCAUUUGUUAGGGAGUAAAAGGUCCAGGUUGAUAAAACAGAUGUAUGGAACAGGCGUAACCUCUUGCGCGUUUUUGAUACAAAGUUGCGGCGGAUUUUAAGUAAUGGUCCAGCUAAGAAGUAGGCAGAAAAACAAUAGCCCGCGGCAAUAGCGUCAGUUAUUUUUCAGGCGCUAAUUUCUCUAAUCAAAUUAAAUCUGAAUGCUCUGAUUGGUCAAUACAGCUAAAAGCGCGAAAUUUGAAUUUUAAAGUUGAAUUAAGAUAGCUUAAGACUCAUUCGAACAACUUUUUAUUUCGUCUAUUGCUUUGUUAUGUUGAAAAAUAUAACAUAUCUAAAAUUUAAAAGAUUUCUAUGCGCCAAACCCGAGGAAGUUAAACUGAUAUGAAAUUACACGAAUAUGAGCACAGUGUUACAUCAAUCAGCGACGUUGGGAACAACAUUUACGUCGGCUCUCACAAAAGAAAUGUCAAAACCAUGAUCGUAAACAGCAGCAAUUCACUCUCACGUGGCGAAUCUGGCGAACGCGCCAAUGUCGCGCGUUCAUAUUCGGCCACCAUACAGAACAACAACAAGUACACAAAAUCAAAUCCAAAUGUUAUCUAAAUGUUCUGCUUUUGGAAAAAAAGAGGAUGUUGCCCAGAUAGAAAAAAUUCCUGCAUGUUCGGAUAAUCGGGUUUCAGAAAAAGCUCUGCUACAGUUUAUCUGUUUUCAAGGUUUUGAUAUUACUCUAUAAAAAUCCUUCUUACAAUCUCUCUCGUCCUUGGAAAAAAUAAAGGCAAGCUACAGUCAUGCUCGCUAGAUCUUCCGUACCAAGAGAAACUCAAACACCAGUGACAGCUAUUUAUAAUACCUAAGCGGCUUCCGUCUCGGUAUUCUCCGUCUCAGAACUCAAAGGUACAAAAUGCAAACGUGUCACAAAUUUCAUUUCGCUCAUUUUAACUUAAGGUCCACGGCGAACUUCCAUUUCGCUUGAUGAAGCAGUCUAGAGAGAAAAAAAAUCGAAUGAAAGAUGGGUAAAGAUACACGGAAUAUGGAAGUUUCGAAAGGGGCAAACACAUGAAUAACACAUAAUGCGCGCGGAGGUGCGAAAAUCUAUUGAAUUCAGCUUACCUCAAGCUCAAGUGUUCUACAUCUCUUCGAGAAAUAAAUUCAUCCUUGUAAAAACAACAAAUCUUUCGCUUUCUUCUUUUAUGCCCAGCUGUACUCCAAUUUCUAGUGCCACAAUUAUUCUGAUCUCCUCCUGAUCCGGCCUGACAACGAAAACAACUACGCCGGGCCCAAAUUCCCACAUGGCGACUCGGCAUGUCGAGGACGGCAGCAAACCAUGUUUAAGAGCAUUUUGACGAUCACUCCGAUGAUAAAAUACAGUAAAUUUGAGAUAAAUAUUCAAUAAAGAAAAAAUGCAGAUUUUUCACGAAGAAAUUGACGAGAUUUCUUCGGGUAAAAGACAAAUUUCCUAACAUCUCAAGUGUCACACUAAGAUGGGGUCACAACAAGGUCGCGCGUGUGUUGCACGUUUUCCGCUCUAACUUUUGAUUGGCGCAUAGAACAAUGCUGAAACUUGGCCGUGAGGUAUAAGACAGGGGAAUGGGGAAAAUAAAGCUAAAAAAAGGUGUUUUUGUCACGUUUCUGACUGUUUUUUUGGCGAUUUUUGGAUUUCGGCCAAUCAGAACGCUUGAUUUAAUUGAAAUUAAUGAUUAAAAGUUAGCACCUUUUAAUCACUUUUGCCGUUCGCCUGCCUACCUUUUACACGGACCAUUACUUAAAAGACAAAGGGUAGGGUAACAAUAGUCCUUUGUACUGCCAACUCAAAUUGCGGAAAACUGUGUGAAGUUAAUAUCGCAAUUGGUAUUCCAUGCCAUGGUAUUCGAAUUCCAGUAUUUUAAAAUUUAUCGUCAACCAAGCACAGGCCAAAAGCCAUUCGGCUGACAAAACACGCCAAUUCCACGUCUAAAAUGACAUCUGCCAUGGUUGGAGAAAGAUCUGACUGUCUUGUAAUGCGAGGAAAGAAGCCUUGUGCCUCGCUUCUGUGACUUACAUGAACCGUGACAUAAAUGACACUUUCGUGACAAAUCACCCGGAUGACAGGAAACCCUCCUUUGCUGGUAGCUGGAGAAAUACAAUAAUGAUCAGUCUCAUUCAGCAUAAAACCAUUUAUUUCUUUCAGAUAAAUGGUUUCUUUCAGAAAUAAAUCUCAUAUUCCCUUUCAUCAUCGGCACAUCCCAUGGUUUACCCAGAAAGUUGUACUCAAGUUACAUGUACUAUGACUUCUGGGCUAAACCAAUCUGUUUUUGAUUGUUGCCAUUAUUUCACAAUAAAUUUAAAUUUACAGGCAAUUCUCAAAUCGGGGAAGUCUAUGCUGCUCUUGAUGUCCCUGAGGGACACAAUAUUUACGGUGCUGGAAAUGUUGAUGAGCCAUUCUACAACUUUCUGCGAGAUCCUGCCCAGGACAAGGAAGAAGGACAACGUUACAGCUGCCUUUCGUUAGACCCAGCAAUGUACCAGUCCUUAGAAAAACUACAGGUCGAGGACCAAAGAAAUGCUGAGUAUAGCUGCCCUACAGAACCACUGUACAACGUCUUGGAAGGGCCAACCGCUGGAGUAAGAAAUGAAACUGGGAGUUGUGGAGCCAUUUCUGUGAAUGAACCAUUCUACAACAUUGUGGAGAAACCCGUCUCCAACGAGGGUCUCUCAAGCGGUAACAAUGACCCUGUCUACAACACUUUGGAGGAUCCUCUUUAUCUUGGUUUUGGCUGUGGUAAAGAAAAUGGUCCCACUGGCUUGCAAGACCCUGUGUAUAACGUUCAGGAGGGUCCUGGCGCCGACGUCGUGGAGUGUUAA
Molecule: messenger RNA, 3624 nt
Organism: Porites evermanni
Lineage: Eukaryota; Metazoa; Cnidaria; Anthozoa; Scleractinia; Poritidae
Source: the annotation of a GenBank genome assembly